Molecule: messenger RNA, 1260 nt
Organism: Verruconis gallopava
Lineage: Eukaryota; Fungi; Ascomycota; Dothideomycetes; Venturiales; Sympoventuriaceae
Exons: 2
Coding region: 1-1260 (419 amino acids)
Biological process (GO): regulation of DNA-templated transcription; aflatoxin biosynthetic process
Cellular component (GO): nucleus
Molecular function (GO): DNA binding
Source: RefSeq, a predicted model, not a curated record
AUGCCGAUCAAAGUGACGAUGAUCGCAUGGGACAUGGCCAUCAGCUGGCCCGUAGUUGCUCGUGAUGAUCCUACCCUGAGCCAGCCUGCCGGAUCGUCCUUGAGGAGAGGCAAUCGCUGCGAGUAUCUCGUCACUAAAAGACCUGGUCGAAGACAAGAAAGCCGGGCAAGCAGUGGCGUUGUCGAAGCUGAAAUGACUGCGAGCACGAUUGAUGGAGUGCCAGGACUAUCUGCUGUGCCAUCUGGGCCAGUCAUUCUUCCAGCGAACUUCUCCACGGCGACGGCGCCGGCACAUUCCCCACCGUCAUCGAUACAACAAGCAAGCCCCUCGUUCCCAGGUUGGACUUCCGACUUCGAUGAGUUCUUCACAUCGUCAUUGCCAUUCGCGAUGCCCGACGAAACCAGCAUCGAGCUGUCAGACACGUCAACCACUCAGUCUAGCGGAGUAAGCACAACCUCAAGCAACACGAGUGUUAGUGGCGGAAGCAACGCCCACUCAAGACCCGCAGAAGACAUCAUUUAUCUGUUUGGGAAGCGACCACGAUCUCCACACUUACCAUGUGACGCAAGCGGUGGGCUGCUACCAGAAAGCGGCAGGGCCCAAUGCAGCAGUUCCAACAGUUUUGUCAAUUCGCAUAGAUGCUUCUCAUGCGUUCUAGAAACUUUGAACAGACUAUCCACGGGAAUGAUGUGUAAGGCUUCGAUCCGAGCACAUGGAAUCAACGAGACUAGCAGCUGGCCACGAUCUGUUCGUUCCAUCCUUUCAAUGAAUGAACAUGCCAUCGACGAAAUGAUUCGUAUUCUCCGCUGCUCGUGCUCUACCGACAGUAUCCUCCUUACAACGAUUGUGCUCGUGGUUCUCAAGGUACUGGAAUGCUACGCUGCUGCGGCGAGAAUGGUGUCGAGGAACGACUCCCCAUCACACCAUGAACUUCAGAGUGGUCCCUCCUCACCGUGGCAGAGGUCCGGCGAGCCCGCCACGCGCUCACUUCAAGAUCGUAUAGGAAGUGAUUAUGAUUGUCAAUCCGCACAGCUCGUUCUUGUGGAAUUGCACCGCGUACAACGUGUAGUGAACCAACUUUCGCCCAAGUUGCACGACUGUAAAGACGGUCUGGACAUGCCAGUUGAGCAAUCGAGUGGCUGUCUCUCCAGUAUUUCGGUCCCAAUCUCAUCUAUUAUCUUGGAGCAAUUAGAGUCGGAGAUGAGAAAACGAAUCAGAGCUUUGUCUUCAGAGAUAAUCGAGGCGUUGAGGCGAUGUUGA